Molecule: messenger RNA, 2460 nt
Organism: Colletotrichum lupini
Lineage: Eukaryota; Fungi; Ascomycota; Sordariomycetes; Glomerellales; Glomerellaceae
Exons: 20
Coding region: 1-2460 (819 amino acids)
Source: RefSeq, a predicted model, not a curated record
AUGAAUGAUGAAUCCAUGUGCCGACACGACCUGACGCUCGACUCAACACUCGAUACUCUACUCAACCUCAAUCCGAAGCACAAGAGGCCACAGCAAAUACGCUCAUACACACCACCUCUUUCUUCUUCCCCCCUGGUUUUCAGAACCCCCUCAUCAGAGUUUGUCUUGUCCUUAGAUCGCUUUCCUUCUCCUCCUCCGCCUUAUUAUCACGCCGAGCGAGAACUAGCAUCUCACUGGGCUGAAAGCGCUCGAAUCGUAUCAGGCUCCGGUUGCCAGACGCCCACACCAAGACGGUAUACCGACGCCCCCGGACCCCGUCUCCCGUCCCCCGUCGCCGGCCCUCUUCUGACUGACGCCUUUGAGUCAGUCGCAGCAGGCCCGAAUCCACGUCGGCUCUUUUCGUCGUUUCGCGGUCAAAGCACCACCAGCCCACCUGCCAGCACCCACUCACACUUUUUGUCAUUGGCCUUGUUCUGGUUCUUGUCUACGAACCAAGUCAACCUGUUACGGCACCUCGCAUUCCAUCUAUUGACAGAUAGGUGGCUACUUGCUGCCUCCAAUCGAUGUCGCUUUCUCCCAGAGGUGGCUUUUCCGGAGGCUCAGACUGCUACUGACCACCAUUCGCCCAGUGCGAUCCCGGGCAUACACGGUUACACUGCAUCCAUUGCAGGAGAUUGGACCUCGGGCCCCAUAACGUCGCUCAAUCUUUCACACUUCUGCUUUGCUCUGUUACGACCUGGCCCUGCUCGCCUGGGCUGCCUCUCUGGUAACACCAGCCCAACAUGCACCUUUGGCGCGGGCCCUUUGAGAAAUCCAGCGGUCUUCUACGACCAAGUCGCAAGAAGGUCAAACACCCAACGCAGCCAUUCUCGCACUGCUGGUGCUACUAGCAUCAAGACACCCUACCUGUCCAUCGGACGUUCCCUUGGCUUCAUGUGCCAGGUCAACAGCCCGAUACCAAAUGCCAUGGAGACCGUAAUGGGAGUCCGAUGCCAAAUAAAGUACGAGCUGGCAAAACGAUCAGUAGAGUCGAAAGCGGGCAGUCUUUGUCGUCUCAAUCGCCGUGUCUACGAUGUGACACCCCGCAGGGACCGUCCGUCUGCGACAGAGAUGCUCGAAAGCUCAUGCCAAUAUCUGGCCCUCGGCCGCAAUCCUCAAUGCAAUAACAUGCCAAUUAUUGGAUUGUGCUAUCGACACUUUGCAACCACUGAACCAAGAUCGACCCAUGCCAUGGUUUCUGGCGCACCCAGUAUUCCAGUGGCCCACAUCAACUCAUUUGACGCCCUUGCCUGCACUAUAUCUCUGUCUGUUAAGGCCACUUCUCUGACCCCGGCUUGCCCUGUGAGGUCCACCUCGUCAACAUGCACACCAUGCGGCUCGGGACACGAAUACAUGGGCACUGGACCUCAGACAAAUAAUCUGGCAGGUCUCGCGGAAAGUGGAGUGCGUUGUCAACGGAAGCCGGAGGGCGGAGCCGCGGUUCCUACUACUGGGCGCCACGACAAGGCGUCAAGGUCGAAAGGACUCAACAUCCUUCAGCCACCCACCUGGGCUGACUUGAUCAGUGGCUUGCUAGACCCCCACUCCACGGAAGCCUGCCCCUCAGGCGUUCUUUUGGAAAUUCCGAUCGUCCUCAACGCCCCUGACGCCGGUAACGCUAUGACGACACAAAACGAGAGAACCUUUAGCUCCGAAGUUCUUUUGACAUCUCGACUUAACCUCCCUAUUCUGGAUGGUGUCUGGGAGGACAAUGGUAUGCUGUUCAUGAUGCAAGCCGAUCUCAUCUGGGACAGAUCGGAGAUGAGCAGGUCGGCAGGACGCGCCAUCAACUCAAUGAUUGACCCGGGGCAUUGCUUGCUAUUCUUCAUGGGACGGUUGCUGGCUUGCGUGGGGACAAUUGCAACAGGUCACGUCGCGUGCAGAAUCAUCGUCCAAGGGAGGGGCGUAUGGGAUUUGACAGAUGAUGACCCUGCAUCUUUUCUUCUCCUCAGCUCGAGCAUGUCUCACCCCAUGACAGCGAUGGUCUUGGAAUAUGCCGACUUUGGUGGAACAAUACAUUGUUAUCCCACUAGCAAUUGCGAAGCGGGCCAAACCGGCAACCGCUUUCUACGCAUUAUCAGGGAAGCAGAAAAGUUCCGACCUUCCGACUGGUUUCUCGCAGAAACACUGAACGCCCGUCCUGCCCAGCUCCGAGCUCGACCUUGGGGCAGGCCAGCAGAUCCCGUGCCUGAUGUGCAACAGCGUUUUAUACAAGGCGUCCUACCGAAAUUCAGGGCUACCCGAAGGUCAGUCUUUCGAGGCCAUGGAUCCUUGUCUGUUGCCCAACGUAACGUGAAGCAGGGAAGGCUGACGGGUCAGGAGCUUGACAGUACACUAGCAAUCGGAACGUACGGCGAAGCGGCGAAGCCGUUGUUUUCCCAGUCAAUGGACAUGUUCUUCAUCGAGCUUGCUUCCGGUUAA